CAGUAUAUGUCGACAAGGGACAAUAGUGUGCACACCUGACUUGGAUAUACUUAAAGUAGUCUGUGUGCAGCUUGUAUUGUUGUGUGUGGGAGGAGUGGACAGCACAAGGGGGGCGUAGUUAGGCUCUAUGAUUUAUAUAUAUAUAUAUAUAUAUCAGUGGUUCUUAACCUGGGUUUUAUCGAACCCUAGGGGUUCGGUGAGUCGGGCUCUGGGGCUCGGCGGAGGUCAAAACACUCCCGACUCAUCGUGUAAAUAAAAACUUCUCCUUAUCGGCGUACUACGGAUACGACAACAGCAGAAGUCAGACUGAUUUGCAGGUGUGUAGUUUGUUGUGAGUUUAUGAACUGUGUUGGUUUUGUUCUUUGAACAAGGUGAUGUUCAUGCACGGUUCAUUUUGUGCACCAGUAAAAAAACAUAAUAAUAAUAAUAAUAACUGGGAUUUAUAUAGCGCUUUUCUAAGUACCCAAAGUCGCUUUACAUGUAGAACCCAUCAAUCAUUCACACCUGGUGGUGGUAAGCUACUUUCAUAGCCACAGCUGCCCUGGGGUUGACUGACGGAAGCGUGGCUGCAAUUUGCGCCAACGGCCCCUCCGACCACCACCUAUCAUUCAUCAUUCAAUUCACCGGUGUGAGUGGCACCGGGGGCAAAGGGUGAAGUGUCCCGCCCAAGGACACAACGGCAGCGAUUUUUGGAUGGUAAGAGGCGGGGAGCGAACCUGCAACCCUCAGGUUUCUGGCACGGUUGCUCUACCCACUACGCCAUGCCGCCCCAUGGUAACGCUUUAUCAAUCAAUCAAUCAAUCAAUCUUUAUUUAUAUAGCCCUAAAUCACAAGUGUCUCAAAGGGCUGCACAAGCCACAACGACAUCCUCGGUACAAAGCCCACAUACGGGCAAGGAAAAACUCACCCCAGUGGGACGUCGAUGUGAAUGACUAUGAGAAACCUUGGAGAGGACCGCAUAUGUGGGUAACCCCCCCCCUCUAGGGGAGACCGAAAGCAAUGGAUGUCGAGUGGGUCUGACAUAAUAUUGUGAGAGUCCAGUCCAUAGUGGAUCCAACAUAAUUUAGUAUGGGGGAACAUAUUCACCAUUAAUUAGUUGCAAUUAGUAACAUAUUGGCUCUUAACUAAUCAUUAUUAAGUACUUAUUAAUGCCUUAUUCGGCAUGGCCUUGUUAUAACCCUAACCCUCUGACCCUGGCCCUAACCCUCUAAACCUAACCCUAACCAAAAAACUCUAAAUUAAGUCUUUGUUACUUAGAAUAUGUUCCCCAUACUAAAGUGUUACCAAAAACAUAUAACUUUGUCUUGAACUUGAAACAUUUUUUUUGUUUUGUUUUUUUCACUAAAGAAGGGUUCGGUGAUUGGCAUAUGAAACUGGUGGGGUUCGGUACCUCCAACAAGGUUAAGAACCACUGAUAUAUAUAUAUAUAUAUAUAUAUAUACUAUAUAUAUAUAUAUAUAAUAACAAACAAUAAUAAUAAUAAGUGUGACAAAAUCCAAGGGAGUGUAUGGUGUGUGCGACUACGUGUAUGAAUUAACUGUUGAGUGUUACCGUAAAUGUUGAGCAAGAAGCAAGUCCAAAAAGGGGCAGGGCAGGCUCAAAAAUCCGUGAAACAAGCAGGAAGUCGUUGGCUAUAGCGGGGCGUAGGACCAGGGGCGCCGCUAGGGAUUUUGGGCCCCAUGAAAAUAAUCUUUACAGGGCCCCCAACACAGUGUCAUUAUUUUUUCUGUAUUAUAAUUUCAUCAUCAUUAGGGGCCUCUCUGGGCCCCCUCCAUCAUGGGCCCCUAGAAUCCGUCUCCUUUACCCCCCCUUUUCGGCGCCCCUGCGUAGGACGUCCGUGUCCAAGUGGGAGGUCGAGAUCCAAGAGGCAGUCCGGGAAGCAGAGGAACAAGGAAAGAUGAGACACACAGCUCGUCAACGCGGGAACGGAGAUCCGCAGAUUGGAGCGACAAGGAGGACACGAGACAAUCCAUAACACGGGAAAGAAAACACAGAGAGCAAAGAGUGCGCAUAGAGCUUGACGUGGCUUACUGUACGCCAACAGAUGGUUACGUUCUGGUGCCGGAUAACAGGUUGAGCAGGCUUAUGAAGGCAGGACCUCUCAUUAGCGCAAGGUGCGUUGAUUGCUGAUGGAAAACAGCUGCUUGCUGCCGCCGGAGUGACGCGUGCAGAUGAUGAGCGGCCGUGGGCGUGUCCCGAGGUGCGCUCCGCGGGGCUCAUUGAAGAAUGCACAUUGACAUGUGCCCGGGCCGUGACAUGUAUAGCGUCUGGCGGUACAGUCUGGGGCUGCACAAGUGCUUCCAGCUUUGGGGAUUUGCGGUUCAAUGAGGGAAAGAGGAAUUAUAACAUGUACUUUGACGUUGCAAGUGUCCAAAAACCAAACUGUGCAUGUUGUGUUGUCCAUGCCCAGCAUGACCGAUGAAGUCAACAUCAGGGAGGUGCACAUGUCCCAGCCACACGCGGAGGAAGAAACUUCUUCUUCUGCAGAAGAGAGCCCAGCCCUGUGUGCGCUUCUGCACAGCCGCAUGCACCACAGCAGCCCACUCGCGAGAGCAGUGCUGUGUGCGCAGGUGUGUAAGGUGUACCGCUUUCAGACGGAGGACGACAGGUGGCUGCUGGUCCAAGAGCAAAUGUCCGAGACGCUGUUGUCCUUCUCUUUACCCAAACAGCUACUGAGGAUGCUCAUGAGCCAGUUCACUAACAUUCGGCAGGAAGUGGAGAAGCUUUGCGACCUUUCACCCCACUGGGAUGGCCUCCGAUGUGAUGUCAUCAGCCACUGCAGCUACUUGAUUGGCUCCUACAAAGAGGCGCUUGAAAAGCUGCACACACUUUCAGCAUUGUCCUGCUUCAAGUCGAGUGGCUCCAAGUGGGAUGAGCACCUUCAGUUUGUCCCCACAAACCUGCACGCUCAGCGGAUGGAAGUCACCUGUCAGGACAGCACAGGUGUGUGGUACCAUGUGAUCACUUUUGGUGCUCCGGCCGACCACUACCAGGCCUUCAAACAUGGCGGUCUCAGGAGGCUGCUGGCCAAGCACGCUGACCACAUGCACAGCUGCGUGUGCUACUCCCAGGAGGAGAGCUCCCGGGCCCAGGCGGUGUUGGCUAGCGUGGCUCAGCUGCAGCCGCUCCUCUUCGGCCUCGCUGAGGAGCUGCUGUCCGUCUCCCUGGAGCACAGCGCUCCCCGGCUGCAGCGGGCCGCAGACGACCUAGCCCGACAGACGGAGAAGUUUGUUCACGCUCUUAAAGACGAGCUCGUGAGAAGCUCGUUGGGUGACAUUCAACACAAACGCUGUCACGACAAAGACGGCGGCCUCCAUGACGCUUCACCUGACGACCAGCAACAUGACGAGGAGUGGGACAGAGUGUGGGCAAACGUCACGAACAGCCUGAGCUGCAUCAUCGUCAUGGUGGACCGACUCCAUGGGCAGCAGGACGGCAAUCCAAACGACUGUGGUGUGUUUACUAACAACUCUGUAUGUGCACUUUUAUACACUUAUGACCUUGUCCGCCCCCCAGGCUAUUGGCAGGAGCAGCUGCUCCCUCUGGUGAUCACUCUCAGGGAUUGCGUGCGUGAGGCGGUCCAGAGGGCUCAGGCUGCCAUGACCUUUGUGGUCCUGCAGGCAGCGGCCUCCGCUACCGUCGUGCACGGCACCGCCAAUCUUACUCUAAGACGACACGCCGUCUUCAGCCAGGCGCUCUCAGCGACCACAUGCGGCUUCCUGUUGAGGCUCUACGACGGUCUGGGGGACUCAAAGUUCCUGCAGCAGCUUCACGCAGUCGGAAUCCUGGUUCAGUUUGAAGGCCUGCUCAGCACUUAUGGUGAUGAAGUGGGGAUGCUGGAGGAUAUGAUGGUGGGGGUGGCUGACCUGGGGGGAGUCACAUUUUCCCUAACUGAAGCAAAAACGGAACAACCCGAAGACCUUCAGCCGACCCUCAGAGGAACAUUGGGCUCCAUUGUUGUCAACGUCCCACUGCCUACGUCAGCCUUCAUGACACUGCCUGGUGAACUGAGAGCAGGAUGUUUGAUUCCCAUUCACCCUGUUCUCUUCAACAUUGGCAUCAACCAGCAGCAGACUGUGGCUGAGAGGUUUGGCAACAACUCCCUGCAGGAAAGGCUGAAUCAGCAGAGCUGCGAGCAACUGAAAGUUUACUGUAACACGCUGAGAGAUCACCUGCCUGACUUCGCUGGUGUGCAAUCUCUGUGGGACAUGUUAGCAUCUUUGAGUCGGAGCGUGGAAGCUCAGAGGAGGAAGAAUGUGGAGGUGCUUUGGCUGGCUGCCUCGGUCUGUCGUCAAGUGAGCGGAGUGCGUCUAACCAGCUGUAAGAGCGCCAAGGACCGAACGGCAAUGUCAGUGACACUGGAGCAGUGCAUGCUGCUCAGGGACAAACAUGCUCUCAGCCAACAUCACUUUUGCACUGCGCUGGACCAAAUGAGGAGGUGUCAUCUGUCCUGGGGGCAGAUGUUGGGCUGUUAUGCCAAAUCGGGUCCAACACUGUUUGGGUUAGAGUCUGGGGAGAAGCCCUCGGACCAACAGAAGUCCAACUUCCCGCGGUGUUUUGCCCCAAAAGGGAGGGCUGCAGGAUGGAGAACGUUCAGAAAAACAUGGGAAGCAGGAAGUUUGCCUUCAGCCGCGUCCAGCUCCUUACCUUCCCAAAACUUUACAGACCUCCAUAUGGCAGCUAUGGAUACUAGACAUCCUAUGCUUUUGUUUUGUUUUGUACAUAACAUUGAAUAAUGAAUCGUGUAAUCCUGUUUUUGUCAAAACAAAGAGUUAAACUGUUGAAAAAAGGCAUAUUGCAUAUUAAGAUAAACUAUUCAAUUGUAGCAAUCAUGUUACAUUAAAUUAUUAUUUUUAUUCUAUAUGAUAUAAUGAUAUAUAAUUAUUAUAUGUCUAUACCAAUAUAUAUGUAUAUAUAUAUGUAUAUAUGUAUGCGUGUAUUUACAAAACUCAAAACCAGUGAAGUUGGCACGUUGUGUAAAGCGUAAAUAAAAACAGAAUAUAAUGAUUUACAAAUCCUUUUCAACUUAUAUUCAAUUGAAACACAAGAUAUUUAAUGUUCGAACUGAGAAACAAAAUUUUUUUUUUUGCAAAUAAUUAUUAACUUAGAAUUGAAUGGCAACAACACAUUGCAAAAAAGUUGGCACGGGGGCAUUUUUACCACUGUGUUACAUAGCCUUUCCUUUUAGCAACACUCAGUAAAUGUUUGGGAACUAAGGAGACCAAUUUUUUUAAGCUUUACAGGUGGAAUUAUUUCCCAUUCUUGGUUGAUGUACAGCUUAAGUUGUUCAACAGUCCGGGGUCUCCGUUGUCAUAUUUUACGCUUCAUAAUGCGCCACACAUUUUCAAUGGGAGACAGGUCUGGACAACAGGCAGGCCAGUCUAGUACCCACACUAUUUCACUACGAAGCCACGCUGUUGUAACACGUGCAGAAUGUGGCUUGGCAUUGUCUUGCUGAAAUAAGCAGGGGCAUCUAUGGUAACGUUGCUUGGAUGGCAACAUAUGUUGCUCCAAAACCUGUAUGUACCUUUCAGCAUUAAUGGCGCCUUCACCCUCAUACCAUCACAGAUGCUGGCUUUUGAACUUUGCACCUAUAACAGUCUGAAUGGUUAAAUUGGAAUUAUACUCUUUGGUUCGGAGGACACAACAUCCAGUUUCCAAAAACAAUUUGAAAUGUGAACUCGCCUGACCACAGAACACUUUUACACUUUGCAUCAGUCCAUCUUAGAUGAGCUCAGGCCCAGCGAAGCCAACUGCGUUUCUGGAUGUUGUUGAUAAAUGGCUUUCGCUUUGCAUAGUAGAGUUUUAACUUGCACUUACAGAUGUAGCGACAAACUGUAGUUACUGACGGUGGUGUUCUGAAGUGUUCCUGAGCCCAUGUGGUGAUAUCCUUUACACACUGAUGUCGCUUUUUGAUACAGUACCGCCUGAGAGAUCAAAGGUCACAGACAUUCAAUGUUGGUUUUCGGCCUUGCCGCUUACGUGCAGUGAUUUCUCCAGAUUCUCUGAACCUUUUGAUAUUACGGAGCGCAGAUGGUGAAAUCCCUCAAUUUCUUGCAAUAGCUCAUUGAGAAAUGUUGUUCCUAAACUGUUCGACAAUUUGUUCCCGCACUUGUUCACAAAGUGGUGACCCUCGUCCCAUCCUUGUUUGUGAAUGACUGAACAUUUCAUGGGGGCUGCUUUUAUACCCAAUCAUGGCAUCCACCUGUUCCGAAUUAGCCUGCUCACCUGUGGGAUGUUACAAAUAAGUGUUUGACGAGCAUUCCGCAACUUUCUCAGUCUUUUUUGCCAUUUGUGCCAGCUUUUUUGAAACAUGUUGUAGGCAUCAAAUUCCAAAUGAGCUAAUAUUUGCAAAACAUAACAAAGUUUACCAGUUCGAAUAUUGAGUGUCUUGUCUUUGCAGUCUAUUCAAUUUAAUAUAGGUUGAAAAGUAUUGGCAAAUCAUUGUAUUCUGUUUUUUAAUUACGAUUUACACAAGGUGCCAACUUCACAGGUUUUGGGUUUUGUAUAUGUAUUAAUGUGUAAUAUAUCUAUCUAUCUAUCUAUCUAUCUAUCUAUCUAUCUAUCUAUCUAUCUAUAUAUAUAUAUAUAUAUAUAUAUAUAUAUAUAUACCAGCUCGGUGCCUGACACUGUGACUUGAAGCGCAAGAGAAUAAACACAUUUUA
This is a messenger RNA of Nerophis lumbriciformis (worm pipefish), 6665 nucleotides long. Its product is annotated as type II inositol 3,4-bisphosphate 4-phosphatase-like. Lineage: Eukaryota; Metazoa; Chordata; Actinopteri; Syngnathiformes; Syngnathidae. Gene Ontology annotation, molecular function: phosphatidylinositol-3,4-bisphosphate 4-phosphatase activity. The record is from RefSeq and is a predicted model, not a curated record. Gene Ontology annotation, cellular component: cytoplasm.